AUGAUGGCUGCACUGUUCCGGACCACAGCUCGUUACCCGAUGAGUGGACUGGCAGGUCGUACGGGUUUCCAGCGCUCUUUAUGGGUAAAGGUCCACGAUGAACAGGACCCAAGUCGAGUAGCCAGCCGUAUGCAGACAAUCCUGGCCGAGGACGGGACACUUAAAACGCUGGGGCUCAAGAGGUUUCACGAAAAGAAGUGGCAGAAGCGCAAGCGCAAAGCUGAGGAGCAAAAUAUUCGCCGUGCGAAUCGACGCGUUGGUUCCAUGAUCGACUUUAUCCUACGUCGCAAGAACUCGGGUCACUAA
Peronospora farinosa is the source of this 306-nucleotide messenger RNA. Lineage: Eukaryota; Oomycota; Peronosporomycetes; Peronosporales; Peronosporaceae. The record is from the annotation of a GenBank genome assembly.